Phaeodactylum tricornutum CCAP 1055/1 is the source of this 1571-nucleotide messenger RNA. RefSeq names its product hydrolase. The transcript has a single exon. The record is from RefSeq and is a predicted model, not a curated record. The coding region runs from base 1 to 1485 and encodes 494 amino acids. Lineage: Eukaryota; Bacillariophyta; Bacillariophyceae; Surirellales; Neidiaceae.
AUGUUCGAAAGUGCUCCAACGGAACAGUCCGGCAUCUUUGGUUCAGGCUUUCUGUCGUUCACAUCCGCGCAGAAUCGAGAAGUCUCCUUGAUCACAAAAAAAAGAGAGGCAAAGUCGAGUGGAAAUUGCGUUGUGUUCCAUGUUAUGUUGCACCGCUUCUUUCGUUUGGUCUCCUCCUUCUCCUUUUCUCGCGCCUCCAAUAACAUGUGGUUUUGGGCUAGUGCAAGUCAGUAUGCACUCAAUUUAGAUGGCUUGAAGCAGGCAGAAAACAAGCUUCUGCAGUUGGCUCGGCAAUUCGGGAAUCGCGCACCAGAAGACUACGACAUCCGGCUCUUGGACACGCACAUCCCCCACACCUCUGUUCCGCUGUCAUCUCACAGCUGUCAGUUGCAUGAGAAUUUACCGGAAGGAGAGUACCUCAUGCAUGGAAUCGAAGUCAAAUCCAGGACUGCUUCUACCCAGCAUUCAUCUGACGCCCCUUUGGUCAUGCUACACGGUUACAUGAACGGCGCCGCUUACUUUUAUCGGAAUUUGGUGGGAUUGAGCAAUUAUUUUUCCUCCGUAGUCGCCCUCGAUAUGCUUGGAUGGGGUCUUUCCUCCCGACCAAACUUUAAGGCAAUUCAGGACGAUACGUUGCGCACGACAGAAGACUUUUUUGUCGAGAGCUUGGAAGCUUGGCGACAUGCCAACAAGAUUGACCGUAUGGUACUGGCAGGCCACUCCAUGGGUGGAUACUUGUCCGUAGCCUACUGUGAAAAAUAUCCCGAUCGUGUGGAACGUCUUAUUCUGAUUAGCCCCGUCGGUGUCCCGGAAGAGUCACAGAAAGUUCUGGAAGAGCGCAAAGCAAGGAUUCAAGCAUCCUUGCAGGGUCGUCUGAUGUACGGAACAUUCAACUAUUUGUUCGGGCGGCAAACUCCCGGAGACGUGCUGCGCAUGUUACCCACUAGUCGUAGCGAGCGGAUGAUUCAGGAAUACGUACGUCGUCGAUUACCGGCGAUUGAUGAUGAGAAGGAGCGUGUCGCGGUAUCGGAAUACCUCUAUCGAAGCGCCGUCACCUUGCCCGCAUCCGGAGAGUACUGCAUUAAUCGUAUCUUGACGCCUGGUAUUUUUGCAAAGGAGCCAGCCUUGCAUCGGAUUCCCCAUUUGAAGGUUCCUUCGGUAGGCUUUUUGUACGGUGCUCAGGAUUGGAUGGAUUCAAAUGGUGGAUUGCAGGUCCAGCAAGCAGUAGAAGCUAAACGGUCAAUGAAUCAAGAUGCACCCCGAGUUGAUGUAUAUCAAGUGAGUAAGUCGGGCCAUUUGCUCAUGCUAGACAAUUGGGAAGAAUUUAAUGCUGGAAUGAUCACCUCCGCUGGAGGAAUUCCGAGCGAUUUAUCACGGCGACCUGUCAAGUUGGAACCCAGCAAGUCUGUCCCGCCAAUUGCACCCGUAUAUGAAUCGGAAUCACAGCGCACUGAUGUCUCAACUAGUGUUGAAGUGGCGUCAUAGCGCCAUAACCGUCAGAACCCAUUACCUACGCUGACAAACAUUAAAAGUCCUCUUAUCAACAGUAAAUCUAGAAAUAUUACAAUCUU